This is a messenger RNA of Peronospora matthiolae, 741 nucleotides long. The record is from the annotation of a GenBank genome assembly. NCBI's taxonomy places the organism in Eukaryota, Oomycota, Peronosporomycetes, Peronosporales, Peronosporaceae.
AUGUCUGAGGAUGAUAUCCUCAAGCGCUUUGGAAUGGAGGAGUGCAAGGCUGUGGCGAGUCCUGUGGAUGUCAGCUCUCGACUGAUGUCGAGCAACGCUACGAGCAAGAUCGAUGUUCCAUUCUUCGAAGCUGUUCGUGCUUUGAUGCAUCUGACGACUGCAACACGACCGGACAUCGCCUAUGCUGUGAGCUUUGUGUCGCGCUUCAUGAAUAAUCUCCAAGAAGAACACUGGGUUGCGCCACGUGCAAGGAUCGACUUUCGUGGCUAUUCGGACGCAGACUGGGCCGGCGACCUCACUGAUCGCAAGUCAACGUCUAGCUACGUUUUUAUGCUAUUGGGUGCUCCAGUGAGUUGGGGCAGCAAGAAGCAGCCAAGUGUGUCACUGUCUACAAGUGAAGCGGAGUACAUUGCGCUAAGUCUGGCGGUUCAAGAAGUUAAGUGGAUCCACCGCUUACUAUGCGAGAUCAUGGCGGCUGCUAACGAGGACGGACCCGAGCUCAUGAUCCGCGAAGACAACCAGUCCUGCAUCAAAAUGACCAAGAAUCCGGUCAACCACGGCCGCGCCAAACACAUUAAUAUCCAGUACCAUCACAUUCGCGAUGAAGUCAAGCGCGGUGAAGUGAAGCUUGAAUACUGCGAGACGACGGUGAGGUUGGCAGACAGUAUGACCAAGGGACUCCACGGACCGCGCCACAAGGGCUUAAAGCCGCCGCUAGGCAUCUGUUCGCAUUCGGAUUGA